Rhineura floridana is the source of this 609-nucleotide messenger RNA. Its product is annotated as cytochrome c oxidase subunit 5B, mitochondrial. Gene Ontology annotation, biological process: mitochondrial electron transport, cytochrome c to oxygen. The coding region runs from base 97 to 486 and encodes 129 amino acids. Lineage: Eukaryota; Metazoa; Chordata; Lepidosauria; Squamata; Rhineuridae. The transcript is spliced from 4 exons. The record is from RefSeq and is a predicted model, not a curated record. Gene Ontology annotation, cellular component: mitochondrial envelope.
UGCGGGUGAAGUGACAGGAAAUCCCUCUCCAGGAAACGGAACGGAUCUUGUGGAGCGGCCGCUCUUUUGCAGUUCUCUCUAUCCUCUGAGGUUUCCAUGGCGUCAAGGUUACUGCGGGUGUGCGGUGCCCUCCGAGCGGGCCGAAGUUUCCUCGGCCUAGGGCCGCUGCGCCUCUCGGGGGCUGCUCGCUGCAUGGCGGUUGGAGGUAUCCCCACUGAUGAGGAGCAAGCUACAGGACUGGAGAGGAAAAUCAUGAAGGCUUUAGAGAAAGGGGAGGAUCCCUUCAACAUGCUUGCACCCAAAAAGCAUACUGGGACAAAGGAAGAUCCCACCAUCGUCCCUUCAAUUACAAACAAAAGGAUUGUGGGCUGCAUAUGUGAGGAGGACAACAACACUAUCAUCUGGUUCUGGUUACACAAAGGAGAAUCCCAGCGCUGCCCCUCCUGUGGGGCCUAUUACAAGCUGGUUCCCACCCAAUUGCCAUGAUUUGGGCCUGCAGCUUUGCUGAGUUCUCUAUAUAUGUUUUCUGGAUACAGGGCUGAGCUAAGCAAGCUGUUUAUGUCAUGAUGUAUCACGUUCUUUGAAGCCUAAUAAAGUCUUACGACAUUG